CGGGCUAUGCGCAUGCGCGCUGCGCUCCCCGGGGCAGCAUGGAGGCGGCGGCCGGCGUGGCGUGCAUCCGCGCGGGGUAUCUCUCCUCCAAAGAGCAGUUCCACACAUAUCUUAAAGCAGAAAGGGAAUCCAGGAAUCAGGAAAUCAAUCAGGUUGAUGGGGAGCAAGAGUCUACCAGCAAUGACCAAAAUGAGCCUCCAGCCAAACGACUGAAGCUGGACAGUGGUGAUCAAGUUGGGAAGGAAGAAAGCCAAGGAGAAGUUGAGGAAGGUGCAAGAGGGAGGGAGGAACCCCGGGAAAGGAAGAGAGCCCGAGGACAGAACAAGAAUCGGCCAUGUAUGAAGCCAAAUCAUUAUGAAAAGAACAGGCUGUGCCCAUCAGUAACCCAGGAACAUGCAGAGAAUUGCCGCUUCGGCUCACAGUGCCGCUUCCUACAUGAUGUGGGGGAGUACAUGGCUGUGAAGCCUGCCGAUCUCGGAAAGAGCUGCGUGCUCUUCCAGACCUUUGGGAAGUGUAUUUAUGGAGUCACUUGCCGCUUUGCUAAGACCCACCUUGGGGAGGAUUACAGGAACCUGGUUAAUGAGGACCUUAUGAAGCAGUGGGAAGGGAAAUCACAGGUGAGGAACAACCUCAGCAAGGAGCUCCAACAGCAGCUGCGCAAGAAGAAGGUUUGCUUUGAAAAAGCCAACAAGUACCUUUGUCAACUGGCCAAGGCUGGCAGCAAAGGGGGAAAUAAAGCCACAAGUGGCUCAGCAGGGGAGAAGGGGGUGACAAACUGCACAGCAUCCAGGAGCAGCCCUGAGAGUGUGGGUUUGAAACAUGGAGAGGAAGCACAAGAUCUUCAGGUACCAACAGAGGGUGGAGAUGCUCCCAAACCAGUGGCUCCACAAAGCCCUUGCCCCACGAGUGAAUUGGAGAACUCUGCUGUCAAAACAAUAGGUUCUGUGACUGAUGAGGAUAUCGUAAAACUACGGCCAUGUGAGAAGAAAACGUUGGAUAUCCAAGGCAAACUCUACCUGGCUCCCUUAACCACGUGUGGUAAUCUCCCUUUCCGGAGAAUAUGCAAGCGCUUUGGAGCAGACGUCACUUGUGGAGAAAUGGCUGUGUGCACAAACUUGCUUCAAGGCCAGUCAUCCGAAUGGGCUCUCUUGAAGCGGCAUUGCACGGAAGACCUCUUUGGAGUGCAGCUGGAGGGUGCAUUUCCUGACACCAUGACAAGAUGUGCAGAGCUCCUAAAUCAGAAUAUUGAGGUGGAUUUUGUAGACAUCAAUGUUGGCUGCCCAAUUGAUCUGGUGUAUAAAAAGGGAGGUGGUUGUGCCUUAAUGACCCGUUCCAACAAGUUUGAACAGAUUGUCAGAGGGAUGAACUCGGUACUGGAUGUUCCUCUGACUGUGAAGAUAAGGACUGGUGUGCAAGAAAAAGUCAACCUGGCUCAUAAAGUAAUCCCCAGCCUCCGGGAGUGGGGAGCUUCCAUGGUUACGCUUCAUGGACGAUCUAGAGAACAGCGUUACACAAAGGUUGCAGACUGGGAGUACAUAGCAGAAUGUGCUAAAAUAGCCAGCCCAAUGCCUCUAUUUGGAAAUGGCGAUAUUUUAUCUUACGAAGAUGCUAAUCAAGCCAUGCAGACUGGAGUUUCGGGAAUUAUGAUUGCAAGAGGGGCUUUGAUCAAACCCUGGAUUUUCACUGAAAUCAAGGAACAAAGACACUGGGACAUCUCUUCCAGUGAAAGGUUUGAUAUUCUCAAAAACUUCACCAAUUAUGGCCUUGAACACUGGGGCUCAGACAGCCAGGGAGUGGAGAAAACCAGGAAGUUCAUGCUGGAAUGGCUGUCAUUCUUGUGCAGGUACAUUCCAACUGGCUUAUUAGAAUAUCUACCUCAGAAAAUCAACCAGCGACCGCCUUACUAUAUGGGGAGAGACUAUCUGGAGACAUUAAUGGCAAGCCAAAAUGUGGAUGACUGGGUUAAAAUAAGUGAGAUGCUCUUGGGACCGGUUCCUACAAACUUCACCUUCCUACCCAAACACAAGGCGAAUUCUUACAGAUAGUACUGACCAGGAAAUCCUUAAACCAGCAGAUCAAGAGAAGACUAUGAAGUGCUCUGGUGAGAUACAGAUGACCCUACUGUGCUUGGGAACCAAAUAAAAUGUUAUGGGUCUUUUUAUUUUUUUA
Molecule: messenger RNA, 2169 nt
Organism: Gavialis gangeticus (Gharial)
Lineage: Eukaryota; Metazoa; Chordata; Crocodylia; Gavialidae
Gene: DUS3L
Product: dihydrouridine synthase 3 like
Exons: 13
Coding region: 39-2045 (668 amino acids)
Biological process (GO): tRNA processing
Molecular function (GO): flavin adenine dinucleotide binding; metal ion binding; RNA binding
Source: RefSeq, a predicted model, not a curated record